Molecule: messenger RNA, 2274 nt
Organism: Fundulus heteroclitus (mummichog)
Lineage: Eukaryota; Metazoa; Chordata; Actinopteri; Cyprinodontiformes; Fundulidae
Gene: arl8bb
Product: ADP-ribosylation factor-like 8Bb
Exons: 7
Coding region: 22-648 (208 amino acids)
Biological process (GO): protein transport; anterograde axonal transport
Cellular component (GO): lysosomal membrane
Molecular function (GO): GTP binding; GTPase activity
Source: RefSeq, a predicted model, not a curated record
CCUGUCAGUGGAUCACAUGAUAUGACAAAGCAGUUAGCGGCUUCCUUCCAGACGGCAGCAGGGACUGCGGCUACUGACUCCUCCGAGAUGCUGGCCCUCAUCAACAGACUGCUAGACUGGUUCAGGUCGCUGUUUUGGAAAGAAGAGAUGGAGCUCACGUUAGUUGGACUGCAGUACUCGGGGAAGACCACAUUUGUCAACGUGAUUGCUUCGGGGCAGUUCAGCGAAGACAUGAUUCCAACAGUUGGUUUCAACAUGCGGAAGGUCACUAAAGGCAAUGUAACAAUAAAGAUAUGGGACAUAGGUGGACAGCCCCGCUUCAGGAGCAUGUGGGAGCGCUACUGCAGAGGAGUCAAUGCUAUAGUUUACAUGGUGGACGCGGCAGACAGAGAGAAAAUAGAAGCAUCCAGAAACGAACUGCACAACCUUUUAGACAAACCACAGCUACAAGGAAUCCCUGUUUUAGUCCUGGGCAACAAGCGGGACCUGCCCCACGCGCUCGACGAGAAGCAGCUCAUCGAAAAAAUGAACCUUUCUGCCAUUCAGGACCGAGAGAUCUGCUGCUACUCUGUGUCCUGCAAAGAGAAAGACAACAUCGAUAUCACACUGCAGUGGCUCAUCCAGCAUUCAAAGUCACGACGAAGCUGAAAGUGCAACCUACCCCCCCCGUUCCCCACCACCACCACCACCUAUGCCCGGUCGCAGCGCUGGCCUCAGCCCCCCCCCCUCCCCCGUUCUUUCCAUCUUCGGUCAGGGGUCCUCAACAGUCCCCCUUUGCACUGCCUCUGUGAAGUAAUCCAGCUCUCUCUGCUCACUACCGCCCCCUGCGCCAUCUUGUACACUACCGUAGACGUGUGUCCUCCUGUACAGCACCACCCGGAGCCUCACUGCUGUGACAGCGGGGGGGGGGUCUUCUCAGUAGCCGCUGCCAUCGUCUGCUCCGAGUCUGUGUGCGUCGUGGAGGCUUCUUCUUCUUCUUCUUCUUGUUAAUGCUUUCCAGGAAUCUCGCCGGUACUGCAGUGUGCUGCUCCCCCAACAUCACACGCCUAACUCUGUUGCCUGUCAGCAUCCAGUGCUUACUCGGCAUCGUGCGAUUGUAGCUCUGAGCGGGUUUUUUUUGCCAAACGCCGACGGCUGCUUCCGCCCAUGCCUUCUUAAAUCCCGAUAAUCUCUCCGCGGUGUCGCGCUCUGUUUGCUGGGUGUCUUUAAAUUUAAGUUUACACGCGACUUAUAAUAUCGGCAGAGGUGAUAUUUUGGCGCGGCUGUUGUGUCUCCAGGCGAAAUCCCCCGAGCCAAAUUUUAAGUGCCUUUUUGCGAAAGCGUCCCAAUCAGACGGUUAUUGCCCAAGCAAGCUCCCAGGCCGCUAUGGCAACCAGACGCUCAGAACAAACACGGCCCAGAUCCCUUGAUUACUCUCAACAGCACCUCUCGACAAUCUGCUUUCGCGCUCUGUAAUCGCAUAAACACUUUACGGCGUCUGGGAAGUGGCAGCACUGUCCCGAUGAGGAGAAAAUGUUACAUGUGUGCUCGCUGGGGCAUCGGAAUGAGGCUUCGCUUUAGGAUUUGAAUCAUGUCUGUAGCUUUGAGAGAUGGGCGUUCUCAGCUCUGACUGUUCAAGUGCUUUUAAGCCAGGAGCCUGAGCGCAGGGUACCUGCACCCAGAUGUCUCUCUUUAAUGGGGUGCUUUACCUGUAGGGGGCGGGCAACAGGAAGCCAGCGUUGGUCACGGAGGGAUGAGAGGUUUUCCUUCCUUCGCAACGCCUCUGUUCAAAUUCUGUAAACGCCGCGUCAGGCAAAGAGCCGAUGAACCCUUUUACGCGGCUUCGCGUUUCAUCAUCCAGACUAAUUGGUCAAACCGAUAUCCACUCAGCUGGUUGAUGCAUCUCCUCCACCUGGAGCGGGUUCGAAUCGUCUCCCUGCAGGAUCUCGGCGCGGCGCCGGAGCCACGCCCACAUCCCACGCCGCUCUGCGUUACCGCAUGUUGUCCAUACGUCGAUUGUUGGGACCACAGCAGCAGCAGCAGCAGUGAGGGGCUGUUUAAUUGGCCGACAGCGUGGCUCGUCUUACAGAAGGCUUUUGUUACCUGUGAAAUAAAUUUAGCCUUUCUUUUUUUUUUUUUUUUGCAAUAUUUGUAUCUGCAUGUGCUGGGCCUGUUCACGUUCAUCCGUAGACUUUGUAAAUAAGACGUUAGCAUUUUUAUUCAAAUAAAUGCGCCUGUAGAAGUCAUGCAUUCUCUCCCUGUGAUUGCCAAUAAAUUUGUUUUUAUUUAUAAGGA